Molecule: messenger RNA, 1071 nt
Organism: Cynoglossus semilaevis (tongue sole)
Lineage: Eukaryota; Metazoa; Chordata; Actinopteri; Pleuronectiformes; Cynoglossidae
Gene: ssr2
Product: signal sequence receptor, beta
Exons: 6
Coding region: 107-661 (184 amino acids)
Cellular component (GO): endoplasmic reticulum; membrane
Source: RefSeq, a predicted model, not a curated record
UUUUCUCGGCCACCUCGUACACGUCAUGCAAACUGCAGACUGAAGGCUGUGCGCAUGCGCUCGCAGAUCUCUUUCGGCAUCUGAGGUUGGACGUCUCUGAACGACAAUGAAGACGCUGCUGUUGCUCGCUGUUUUGGCCUUAUUCAGUCUGGGUUCCACAGAGGAAGGAGCCCGUCUGCUGGCCUCCAAGUCUCUUCUGGACCGCUAUGCCGUGGAGGGCCGUGACCUCACCUUACAGUACAACAUCUACAACGUUGGCUCCAGUGCUGCCCUCGAGGUGGAGCUUUCCGAUGAUUCCUUUCCCCCUGAAGACUUCGGAAUUGUUUCAGGAAUGUUGAACGUGAAAUGGGACAGGAUUGCCCCAGCCAGUAAUGUCUCUCACACGGUGGUGUUGCGUCCACUUAAAGCUGGUUACUUCAAUUUCACCUCUGCGACUGUCAGCUACCUGGCCCAGGAAGGAGGCCAAGUUGUGGUUGGCUAUACCAGUGCUCCAGGUCAGGGAGGCAUCUUGGCUCAGCGCGAGUUUGACCGCCGCUUCUCCCCUCAUUAUCUGGACUGGGCUGCAUUCGGUGUGAUGACUCUGCCCUCCAUCGCCAUUCCUCUGCUUCUCUGGUACUCAAGCAAGAGGAAGUACGACUCACCGAAGGCCAAGAAAAACUGAUGCAGUGACAGGACGGGGGUGGGUUUCAGGAAGGGUUAGGGUUAAGGUAAAGGAGGUCAAAGGGUUAUGUGGGCAUGGAAACCUCAGAGUAACUUAUUGACCCAUAUUGGGGUGAAAAGUGACACAAAGAACAGUGACCAAGAUUUGUGACUGUGAAAAUCAGUAAGUAGGACAACAGCAAAAUAAAAGCAAAAAAUCUGUACGUCAUCUACAGGAGCACAAACACUCUGUGCCUGCCAACAGCUAAAGACAGGAGCGUUAACAUCUGCAGCCGAUUAUUCCUCAAUAUUUGGAAAUGUCUUCACUCGACCGAGCAGUUACACUCGUAGAAUGAUGGUGUACCUGUCGUCUUUACAGUUUUGUCACCGUGCAAAAAAGGGUAAAUAAAGAAAGUGGACGUUUUUCUAAAA